AUGUCUUUUCAACAAAUUUUACCCUCUAUAGAGGUGGACGACAGCCAUGUUGCCGGCCAUCAAGUCGAGUUAGUGACAAUGCACCAAAUCCUCCUUAGGGACGAUGGUGAUACAGGAUUCAGCCAAACCAUUGGCAGUAGUCGAAAGAGAAGUCGAAGUCAAAGCUCUGCAUCCUCCCCAAGUUCGGAAGAGCAUGAUAAUGUGGUCAGCCCAGAAUCUGCCAUGAAUGAGUUUACGAAUGUUGAAUUCGACAGACAAGCCAGCCCCUACUUUAUAGCCCGAGAAGCGAUGUUGAAAGCCGAGCUAGUCAACUGCAGCUGCUGCCUCUUCGAGCAUGUCGACCAACGAAACGAAGGCGAAUGGAGUCCAUUCGUUCUAUUGGAGAUACAGAAUAUACCCCUGACCGACGGUUCUCAGAAAAAUGACUGUCAAAAAGAAAUUCAAGCGAGACGCAGCCGGCAGCGGCAUGGUACUCCAUCACCAACAACAACAUAUACGUCUGAGUCGCCUGUAGUCACAAAGUUGAGGCCUGUUCCUCAAGGAGCCCCCCGUUUGAUUGAGAAGAAAGGGCAGUAUACAAUCAGAAAGGGAGUUCGAAUUCGAGAUUAUAAACUUCCAGGGCCUUCUCCGUGGCCAUGUGCUUUGCCAUCCAAUAGCCUGGAAUAUCAAUGCCGAGAUGGAUUUGAUGCGAAGGAAGUAUCGCUUGGGUAUCCCCAACCAAUGGUUAUUCGGAUACGGGAGAAUGUACACGAACCAACCUUGGGGAACCACAAAGGUUUGAACUCAAGGAGCCCAUCGCUUGGGACUACUGAAAUCGUCUAG
Fusarium fujikuroi IMI 58289 is the source of this 822-nucleotide messenger RNA. RefSeq lists its product as uncharacterized. NCBI's taxonomy places the organism in Eukaryota, Fungi, Ascomycota, Sordariomycetes, Hypocreales, Nectriaceae. The record is from RefSeq and is a predicted model, not a curated record. Bases 1 to 822 code for a protein of 273 amino acids. The transcript has 3 exons.